CAGGAUUGGAUGCUCAGUUUCGUUAGAAGAACAGUGCUGACAAGUUGUUCUUGAUUGAAUUAUUGAAUCAGGAAUUCGAUUAAGGAACAUAAGCAAUGCCUCUCAUCACUUUAUUUGGAUCACCUAGUGGUAUUAUGGAUCGACUUGAAGGCACUCCUUCUUCACCCAGUAAACUCUUGGAACUUCACGAUAUGAUAUCUGAUGAGGAAGAUGAAUUUUUUGAUGAUUACUCUGUAGUAGAUAGUGAUGACGAGAAGAAAUCUGAUUUUUUCCGAGCUCCGACUCUAACUGUGCAGCCUUCACUUGUGGACUCCACACCACAUAGAGGAAUAACAAGAAAAAUAUUCACGAAUACGAGAGAAAGAUGGAGACAGCAAAAUGUCAGUGGAGCAUUUGGGGAAUUGAGGAAAUUGGUUCCAACGCAUCCACCAGACAAGAAAUUAUCAAAGAAUGAAAUUCUCAGGAUGGCUAUAAGAUAUAUCAAACUAUUGAGCAGCAUUGUAGAAUGGCAACAGGAGAACAGAAAUGAUGUCAUCAUCUGUGAAUCUGUUUCAUCAUAUUCACAAUUAUUUUGCUCCAGCAGUAAAUAUACAAGAUUGAGAUCAAGAAGACAUUUAGUCUCACUUGAUAGCCAGCCCUUUUUCUGUGACAAAAAUGGAAAUAAUUUACUUAUGAUUGCUCCUAACAACCAUCUACCUUUAUCGACUAAAAAACUUGGUAACGAUACCAAACAUGGUAAAAAUAUAAAGCAAGAAAACGACGAGCGAGAUGAAGGAGAUUCGAAUAGUAGCUAAAAUAAUUAUAAAUGCUGUUAUGGUUAUUUUUUACUCUCUUAGAGGUACUAAUGUUUGAGUAAGAAUAUUGAAUUCACAAUUCAUUAUUGUUCGGUUAUAGAUUUCUUGUUGGUGUAAUUUCGAUAUUCCCGCUAAUAACGGGUGUUUUUUAAGAGGUUGCCGAUUUUUUUUUUGAAUAAAACACAUAUAAAAUUAUGAAAUGACCAAAAUUUUAUUUUAUUUGGUAGAUAAUUUUUUGCAUUUAACAUUUAAACACAAUUUGUGGCAUAUGGCCACCACGACUAUUUUUCACAAAUGUCAUUCUGGAGGUCCAAUUUUCGACCACUUUUUCAAGCAUUUGAGGGCGUAUGUCAGCAAUGACACGUUGAAUAUUGGUUUCCUAAGCGUCAAUCGAUUGAGGUUUAUCCACAUAAACCAAUGACUUCACGUAUCCCCACAAAAAAUAAUCGAGUUGCGUCAAAUCGCACGAACGCGGAGGCCAAUUCACCGGACCAUUUCUCGGAAUAAUGUUGUCGUUGAAAGUUUCUUUCAAUAAGUCGAUUGUUUCUAGUGCUAUAUGGCAAGUGGCACCAUCUUGUUGAAACCACAUUUCAUCCAUAUCCAUAUCUUCAAGAUUUGGCAACAAAAACUCAUUGAUCAUGGUUCUGUAUCGAUUUCCAUUCACGGUAACGCGUUGUCCUUCCUCAUUUUUAAAGAAAUAUGGACCGAUGAUCCCACCAGCCCAUAGACCGCACCAAACAGUACAUUUAUCAGGAUGCAUUGGUAAUUCUUGAACGGCGUUGAUUAUCUUUGCUCCAAAUGCGACAAUUUUGCUUGUUGACGUAUCCAUUUAACCAAAAAUGCGCCUCAUCACUGAAGAGAAUUUUACGGUAAAAAAAUGGAUCUUCGUUCAAUUGAUUUAACGACCAAUCACUGAUUCACGGCGCAAACGAUGGUCGUGUGGCUUUAAUUCUUGCGCCAAUGGAAUUUUGUAUGGUACCAAACUCAAAUCUUUACGUAAAAUUUUCCAUAAAGUCGAUGGACAAAGUCCAAUUUGCAGAGCACGACGACGAAUCGAUAAAUUGUCGUUUUCUUCGACACUGGCCUCAACGACAGCAAUAUUUUCUUCUGUACGAACUCUUCUCCUUCUUGUCGGUGGCUUGGCAUCCAAAAGAGUAAAUGUAGAUCGAAAUUGGGUAAUUACGUUCUUUAUGGUGGUCUCUGACGGACGAUUAUGUGCACCAUAAAAUUCACGAAGUGCUCUAUAAACAUUUUUAAUUGAACACUGAUUUUGAAAAUAAAUUUCCACGAUUUGAAAACGUUGUUCUGGAGUUAACCUAUUCAUAAUGAUUUGCCAAACAAUACUGAGUAGAAAUGCCACUUUGAGCUGUCAAAAUAACUGUCAUAAAAUAGAAUGACAUCUAUCGGAAAAACAAACCUAAAAAAACACCCGUUAUAUUAUUUUGAAGAAUAAAACGACUUUUGUUAGUUACUCAUUUGUUGCUAAAUCCUUUUACGGUUUAUGAGUUUAUUAUCGCUCUCAAGAUGUUUACUUAUAUUGCAUUACAAGCUCGUUUAUGUCCGAGGUAUACUGUUUUGUCGGCGUCUUCCUUGUUUUGACAUCUGUGAUAUUUGAAUUCGUCAUCCGUAUACACUUACCCGUUGUUUUCGGUUUUUGUAUCAUUUUCGUUACAAUAUUUUGAUACUACAUUUAUCAAAGAACUGAACUGAGCUAUUCGCUUCGAAAAAUUGCCAAUGCUGUGUUUUCCAAUUCAAUAUGUUCCAUUCAAAUUGCAAUUUAUUUGUGAAGACAUCAGUUUUGAAUUUAUUAUACAGGGUGUUCCUAAAUUGAAGGUACAAUCGAAAAUGUUAAAUGACAGAUUCUUCGGAUCCCCUUAUUGAAAUAAAGACCCACAAGAAAUUCAAUUUAAAUUCGGCAUAGAUAUUUCAAUUUAAAAAUUUUAUCGUGUGAUAUAAUAAUUUUGAUGCAAAUCUACAGGGUGAUAUUUUUUUCUGAAAGAGUCUUC
This is a messenger RNA of Harmonia axyridis, 2800 nucleotides long. RefSeq lists its product as uncharacterized. The record is from RefSeq and is a predicted model, not a curated record. Gene Ontology annotation, biological process: regulation of transcription by RNA polymerase II. Gene Ontology annotation, molecular function: DNA-binding transcription factor activity, RNA polymerase II-specific; RNA polymerase II cis-regulatory region sequence-specific DNA binding; protein dimerization activity. Lineage: Eukaryota; Metazoa; Arthropoda; Insecta; Coleoptera; Coccinellidae. Bases 96 to 794 code for a protein of 232 amino acids. The transcript has 4 exons.